GAUAUUUUCAUUCAAAAUGAUUCUUCUGAUUUGAUGAGGGUUCCUCGUGAACUUCUCCAUAUCAGUGACAAGGUAUGAUGCAGGCGAUCCAUGAAUCAAUAUAUUAGGAAUGUGAGAUGACUACACUCACUGAGGUGACUGCAACAGAAGAGAUUAUGACGGAUGUAGCUCAGACUGAGUAGUAGAGCGAGGAUUUCAUUGCCUUCAACAAGUUAUACCUGAGUUUAGAUUUGACUGUGGUCAUUCUUGCGGAGAUGGGAUUCCUUCUCCUGAAGUUGAGGAAUGUGAUGAUGGUAAUAAUACUGAAGGAGAUGGAUGAACUCCAGAUUGAAAAAUUGAAGAGGACUAUAAAUGUGAAGGAGAGCCUUCAGUUUGUACAAAAUAUAUCCCAAAGCCCCCACCUUCCUUUUCUGAAAUUAUAGAAAAAUAGCUUGCUUGAGCCAUCUAUUAUUCUUUCAGUUGGACUAAUUAUUCCUUCAUCAAUAUUCUUAGGAAUACCAACACAGUUUUUCUGGAGUUUGUUGAAUCACCUUCAAUUGAUGCAUUUGUUAUCUCUAAUGGCAUUCUAUUACCCUCAGAAUAUUCUAAAUACUUUCAGAAAGCUAAGAAUGACUAAUUUUGAAAGCAUAGGCUUGAACAGCACUGGCCUAAUGUUUACUGAUAUCAAAGACCUAACUGUAAAGGAGCCAAUAGAUUAUUUAUUUGAGAACCAUGAGUAUUACAACUCUUCAAUAUUGAUCAAUUGAUCAGAAGCAUUUGUGCUAUUCUUCAUUUUCAUUGCUUUCUUCAUCAUAAUUUAUCUCUUAUAUUCCUUCUGAUGGUGCGUAUGUCCCAAAACUGAGGAGGAAAGAAACAAGAGCUGAUGUUUAAACUAUCUCUUCCAGCUGAUCAACAUUCAGAAGGAAAGAAUAUGUCUGGCAUCUAUCUUCAGAAUCAUCCAUCAAUCCUACCUAAAGGUGAUUUUUAGCAUCUGGUUAAACUUGAAGUUCCUUAGUGUCAAGACUUCUGCUGAUAUGUUAUCAAUUUAUAUCUCUAGCUUCCUCUUGUUUGUAUAUCUUGGCUAUACAUUGACCGUGGUUAUUAUAUGAUUCAGAAAAAUUGUGAGGCAUGAUAAUGCCGUAGUUGAUCAAGAGAGCAAUCCACAUAAGAUUUCAGUUAUUGACAUGCUCGAGAAGGAUUAUAAUAGGUAUAAGAGAUACUAUCCUUUUAUUCAUGUUAUACACCUUCUAUAUAGACUCUGAUUCGUUUUGAUUCUUUUCAGUUUCAGGCAGAGUCCAUCAUUUCAGAUCUUUUGAAUAAUGGUGAUGUCAUUUGUUAGAGUGUUAUUUCUAUGCUAUUUCAGACCAUAUUUAGUCAACAUAGACUCAAACCAUGAGGUUGAUAAGUCUCUUAAUAUUCAGGAGAUUAUAAAUGAAUGAAUUUGCUUCUUGAUAUCUUUCUGCUUCUUCUUUUUCAAUGACAAGAAGUACGAAUUCGCAACAGAAGGAAGGAAUUAUACUAUUGGGAGUGGCUGAAUUGCUCUUAUGUUCUUUCCUAUUGUAUUCUAUCUUUGCCUAAUGGUUAUACAGAUUAUCAUCUUUUUAAGGAAGAAGUGAACUGUAACUGAGAAGGUUAUACCAGUCAAUUUCCCUCCACAGAGAAAUAUUGAUAUUCAUAAUAUGCAUUCUACAUCAAUUAUCAGCCAUAACACUUUUUCUCUUACAAAGAACAACACUCGUGAGAAAAAGAACCUUUUUGAAGAAGCCCCCCACGAAGCUAAAAAGCCUAAACUAUCAAUAAACAAACAUCUCGCCCAAAGACUUCAAACCCCCCUCGAAAUCGAGCAAAACUCUGAAGAAAUCAAAGAUGACUUAAAAAUAUAAUCUAACCCCCUAAAAUCUCUUCAA
Moneuplotes crassus is the source of this 1886-nucleotide messenger RNA. Lineage: Eukaryota; Ciliophora; Spirotrichea; Euplotida; Euplotidae. The record is from the annotation of a GenBank genome assembly.